AAAGCUAUGCAGCGUAGCAACUCCAAGAGUGGAGUUGUCCUGGCUCCAGUGUCCAGAGGUCCAGAUGUUGGUCAGAUGCUAAGUAGAGCUCAGCAUGGCCAAGAACUGCCACAAAGAACAGUACUAGGCGUACUAACUGAGAAUGGGCAGUAUAGGAGAACCUAUGGCCAGGGAAUCGCAACAAUCAGGUGUUUCUCUGGACCAGAAAAUAUCUUCCCUCCAGCUAACAAGAAGAUGCUCUCUGACUGUGUGGUCCAUGUGCCAGCCAAGCGGGGAUUUGACAUUUAUAUGGAUGAGUCUGAACAGGUGGAAAGAGGCAACUGCAUAAGGAAAGAAGGGAUGGCCUUUGAGGAUGUGUAUGAAGUAGACACAAAUACACUCAAGUCAGAUCUCCACUUCUUGUUGGAUUUUAGCACAGUUUCCCCUAUGCUGGUAGAUUCAUUGCUCCAUUCCCAGUGUGAAUAUGCAUCAGAUAUUGGUACAAAUAUAAUAAAUGUGACUGAAUAUGCUGAAGAAAUUCAUCAGUACCUUCGAGAGGCUGAAGUAAGAUACAUGCCUAAAUUACACUAUAUGCAGAAACAACCAGACAUCACAGAAGGCAUGAGAACAAUCCUAGUGGAUUGGCUAGUUGAAGUGGGUGAAGAGUAUAAACUUCAAGCUGAGACCCUUUACCUCGCUGUGAACUUUCUGGACAGGUUUCUUUCAUGCAUGUCUGUUUUGAGAGGGAAAUUGCAACUUGUAGGAACUGCAGCUAUCCUUCUGGCAUCGAAAUAUGAAGAGAUAUAUCCACCCGAAGUAGAUGAAUUUGUCUACAUCACUAAAGAUACUUACACAAAACGACAACUGUUAAGAAUGGAACAACUGCUUUUGAAAGUUUUAACUUUUGAUCUGACAGUACCAACCAUCAAUCAAUUUCUUCUUCAGUACUUAAGGAAGCAAGGAGUGUGUGUCAGAACUGAGAAUAUGGCCAAGUAUGUUGCAGAAUUGAGUCUACUUGAAGCUGAUCCAUUCUUGAAAUACCUUCCUUCAUUGACAGCUGCAGCAGCAUAUUGCCUGGCCAAUUAUACUGUGAACAAACACUUCUGGCCGGAACCCCUUGCUGCAUUUACUGGCUAUACAUUAAAAGAAAUUGCACCUUGCCUGAGUGAUUUACAUAAAGCAUGCCUUGAUAACCCACACCGGCCUCAGAAAGCAAUUAGGGAGAAAUAUAAAUCUUCAAAGUACAUGCAUGUGUCUCUCAUGGAACCACCUGCCAUUCUUCCUCUACAAUAA
Messenger RNA from Suncus etruscus (white-toothed pygmy shrew), 1272 nucleotides. It is a transcript of the gene CCNA1, whose product is annotated as cyclin A1. Gene Ontology annotation, molecular function: cyclin-dependent protein serine/threonine kinase regulator activity. The transcript has 8 exons. NCBI's taxonomy places the organism in Eukaryota, Metazoa, Chordata, Mammalia, Eulipotyphla, Soricidae. Gene Ontology annotation, biological process: mitotic cell cycle phase transition; regulation of cyclin-dependent protein serine/threonine kinase activity. Bases 7 to 1272 code for a protein of 421 amino acids. Gene Ontology annotation, cellular component: nucleus; cytoplasm; cyclin A2-CDK2 complex. The record is from RefSeq and is a predicted model, not a curated record.